Messenger RNA from Pyrus x bretschneideri (Chinese white pear), 3845 nucleotides. RefSeq names its product phospholipase D gamma 1. Gene Ontology annotation, biological process: phospholipid catabolic process. NCBI's taxonomy places the organism in Eukaryota, Viridiplantae, Streptophyta, Magnoliopsida, Rosales, Rosaceae. Gene Ontology annotation, molecular function: D-type glycerophospholipase activity. The record is from RefSeq and is a predicted model, not a curated record. Gene Ontology annotation, cellular component: plasma membrane. Bases 441 to 3707 code for a protein of 1088 amino acids. The transcript has 10 exons.
AUCCGAAAAGUCCAGGUUUUUGGUUCCUUUAGAAAAUUUUCCACCUCCACGCCUUGUUCUGCAUUUUUUUGACGGUUCCAAUUGCAUUUUUUCAAUCUUCCCGUUUCACCAAAAGAACCCAAUAAGGUAAACCUUCUCUGUAAGCUCUCUCUCUCUCUCUCUCUCUCUCUACUUUUUUGAGAAUUUCGAAUUGUGAUAUAAUAUAAUCCUAUCGAGCUUCUGUUGCUGUUUAUAUUAUCGUUGUCACUAGAAAUCAAAACCCCUUUGGUGGAUUCUGUUCUUUUGCGAAAGAUUCAACCUUUUUUGUGCCCCCCUCAUGCCAUAAAUCCACAGGAUCAAGCUCAAAAUUGAAUAUUUUUGUAUUUUAGAAAUUACCCAGAAAACCCAUUAAAUUAUUUGCAAGAUUUUGUUCAAUAAGUUUAGAACCGGAGGAUUUAGAGAUGGAUAAUAAUGGCGGUUCAUCACCAUACCCAUACCCAUAUCAGAAUUCCUAUCCAUACCCUCAUCACCCUCAUCCUAAUCAAUACCCUCCACCUCCGGAUCAAUACUCACCUGCCCCAUAUCCAUACCCACCAUACAAUUCUCAGUAUCCUUACCCGUACCCGUACACUCCAUCGCCUUCCUCACCGUCCCCCCAUUCAGUUUCAGGCCCUUUAGAUUACAACCAACCUCCCUAUCCAUAUCCCUACCCCCCGGCUCGUCCGAUUUCCCAUAGUGGUCCUCUGCCUAGCAUUCAGCAGCACAGCAGUUUCAAUUAUGGUUCACAGUACCCUUACCAACAACAGUCUGGGGCUUACCCGCCUCCCGAAAGCCCCCAUCAUGUGCUCCCCAGUAGGUUCUCGAAUCAUCAGCGGCAUGAUAGCUGUCCCAUUGGAAUUGAGACGGGUUCAUUUCAUGAGAAUGUUUCAGAACCUAUGCCUCCUCACUCUUCUGCUUAUCCGCCCUUGGAUCAGCUUAUGAGUAAUGUGCAUUUGUCUGAAAAUCAAUCACCCGAGCCCACAGCACCCCCAUCACCUUCGGUGCCACACUUGACUCAUUCAACUCCGAGUAGUGCAAGGUAUGAUAAGCAAGGGGAGCUCUAUGCGUAUCCUAAUAACUCAUUUUCAAGUAGUUGGGAUACGUCUUAUUCGGGUCAGAUUGAAUCAGCGGCUCAUUCUCCUUAUUCGCAUUCAAGCUCAUUUAAUGGGUCACAGCAUAGCGGUAGUUUGCAGAUUAUUCCAUUGCAGAAUAAAGGGUCCUUGAAGGUUCUGCUUCUACAUGGAAAUUUAGACAUUUGGGUAUAUGAAGCCAGAAACCUUCCAAAUAUGGACAUGUUCCACAAGACUUUGGGGGAUAUGUUUUUGAAGUUACCAGGGAGUGCAAGCAACAAAACCGAUGGCCAAUCAAGUCGUAAGAUUACUAGUGAUCCAUAUGUUUCAAUCUCAGUUUCAAAUGCUGUAGUUGGGAGGACAUAUGUGAUAAGCAAUUCUGAAUUUCCUGUUUGGACGCAACAUUUCAAUGUUCCAGUAGCACAUUCCGCUGCUGAAGUGCACUUUGUUGUUAAAGAUAGUGAUCUUGUGGGGUCCCAGCUCAUUGGGGUUGUGGCAAUUCCGGUAGAACAGAUAUACACGGGAGCAAGAGUUGAGGGAAUUUAUCCAAUCUUGAAUUCGAGUGGGAAGCAUUGUAAAGCCGGAGCUGUCCUAAGACUUUCAAUUCAGUAUAUUCCAAUUGAGCAAUUGAGCGUUUACCAUAACGGAGUUGGGGCGGGCCCUGAUUAUUUUGGGGUUCCUGGCACAUAUUUUCCUCUUAGGACAGGUGGAAAAGUAACUCUUUAUCAAGAUGCCCAUGUCCCAGAUGGGAUGCUUCCAAACUUGAUGUUAGAUGGUGGGAUGCCAUAUGUGCAUGGGAAGUGUUGGCAUGAUAUUUUUGAUGCAAUACGUCAGGCCCGACGUUUAAUUUACAUUGCUGGUUGGUCAGUUUGGCAGAAUGUUAGACUAGUUCGGGAUGUUGGUGGUGCAUCAAAUUGCACCAUAGGGGAUCUUCUGAGGUCCAAGUCCCAAGAAGGAGUGAGAGUGCUGUUGCUUGUUUGGGAUGACCCUACUUCAAGGAGCAUUUUGGGUUAUAAAACAGAUGGAAUCAUGCAAACCCAUGAUGAAGAACUUCGCCGAUUUUUCAAGCAUUCUUCAGUGCAAGUAUUACUUUGCCCUCGCACUGCUGGAAAAAGACAUAGCUGGGUCAAGCAAAGGGAAGUUGGAACAAUCUAUACACACCAUCAGAAAACUGUAAUAGUGGACGCUGAUGCUGGCAUUAAUAGGAGGAAAAUCAUGGCCUUUGUUGGAGGACUUGAUUUAUGUGAUGGUCGGUAUGAUACGCCGGAUCACCCUAUAUUUAGGACAUUACAAACAGUGCAUAAAGAUGACUAUCACAAUCCUACAUACACGGGCAGCACUGCUGGUUGUCCAAGAGAACCAUGGCAUGACAUGCACUCUAGACUUGAUGGUCCAGCGGCAUAUGAUGUACUGACCAACUUUGAAGAGCGCUGGUUAAAGGCUUCAAAACCACAUGGGAUGAAAAAACUGAAAAAAAGUGCGUAUGGUGAUUCUUUGCUGAGGUUGGAAAGGAUUCCAGACAUAAUUGGAGCGUCCCAUGCUGCUUCCACUACUGACAACGAUCCUGAAACUUGGCAUGUUCAGAUUUUCCGUUCAAUUGACUCAAAUUCUGUUAAAGGUUUCCCAAAGGAUCCAAAAGAAGCAACAAGCAAGAACCUGGUGUGCGGAAAAAAUGUGCUGAUUGACAUGAGCAUACACACAGCAUAUGUGAAGGCAAUCCGCGCUGCCCAGCAUUUCAUUUAUAUAGAGAAUCAGUAUUUCAUUGGGUCCUCAUACAAUUGGAGUGCGCAUAAAGACUUGGGUGCUAACAAUUUGAUCCCAAUGGAAAUUGCCCUUAAGAUUGCUAGUAAAAUCAGAGCAAAUGAGAGAUUUGCUGUAUAUAUCAUCAUUCCAAUGUGGCCAGAGGGUGUUCCAACGGGUGCAGCAACACAAAGAAUUCUGUUUUGGCAGCACAAGACAAUGCAAAUGAUGUACGAGACAAUUUACAAGGCUUUAGUGGAAGUUGGGCUGGAGGGUGCAUUCUCCCCCCAAGACUAUUUAAACUUCUUCUGUCUUGGCAAUCGUGAGGCCAUAGAUGGAAACGAUACAUCAUUCUCUGGAAGUCCUACUGCAGCCAACACUCCUCAGGCGCUUAGUCAAAAAAGCAGGCGAUUUAUGAUUUAUGUUCAUUCGAAAGGCAUGAUAAUUGAUGACGAGUAUGUAAUAGUGGGUUCGGCGAACAUCAAUCAGCGCUCUAUGGAAGGGACAAGAGACACCGAAAUUGCAAUGGGGUCCUAUCAACCUCAUCAUACCUGGGCAAGAAAAAAUGCUAGUCCUCAUGGACGGAUAUAUGGAUACAGAAUGUCCCUAUGGGCAGAGCACACUGGAACCAUUGAGGACUGCUUCACGCAACCAGAGAGUCUUGAAUGCGUAAGGAGAAUAAGAUCAAUGGGUGAGAUGAACUGGAAACAAUUUGCUUCCGAUGAUGUAACGGAGAUGAGGGGUCAUCUAUUGAAGUAUCCAGUUGAAGUUGAUCGGAAAGGCAAAGUGACAUCCCUUCCUGGAAGCGAGAAUUUCCCAGACGUGGGAGGAAAUAUAACCGGCUCGUUCCUUGCAAUCCAAGAAAACCUGACCAUUUGAUUUGCAAAUCGAAUUCAAUUACGUUACAAUGUUUUGGUUUUCUUUUCUCACGAGUACAAUUUUGGUGUUUUGGUAUUUUUUUUUUUUUUUUCCAUAAAUUUUAUCCAACCCGCCUGCUUUGCAGGUUAUUAAAUUUCA